UCAGUCGAGCCGUGUGCCGCGUCGCGUUAGUGUCGUGCGGUAGUGCCUGCGUUUCGCGUGUCUCGUCGAGAGCAUCGACGAUGACGUCUUCCUCGUCCCGAUUAUGAGCGGCGCGCGCUCCUCACCAAGAUCACCGGCCACGUUCUCCCCGUCGUUAUUGCCGUUUUUUCUCCAUUUUCACGCGGGCCGUCGAUCGGAGAAGCCGCGCGUCAGGGCUACCAACGAACUUUCGUUCGUUGUCGCCUUGCUUCGACUUCGCGAAAUCGCGAGAUCGAACGUCGCCGGGCGAUCACUUUCGAAUCCGUCUGCCGGUUUCGUUGGCAAGUCUGCGUACACGAGGGGAAACUUCAACGCGUGGAAUAGCCGACCGUUAACGUCGCGAGUGACUGCACGGGAUUCUCUGGAGAACGUCGAGUUGCGAUUUUCGGACGAGUGCCGGUCCGGUUGUCGCGACAAAAAGUGUCUCAUCGCUGAGUAAAUCGCGCUCGAUUCUCGAUUGUUUGCAACGCUCGCUUCGUUCAGUGUACGCUUUAUCGGGGACGAGUAACCGAGGCGGACUCGUCGAAUGUAACCGGGUGAAUGUAGCCGAGUGACAGUGCGUCGCGAGAGUUUUUUGAAAAUUCCUGCGGAAAGCGAGCGGGAGGGAGACCGUUCGCGGAUCAUUUCGCCGACGUUGCCAAGUUUCCGUUGCUUUCAGCGGAAGGACCCUUCGCUCGUCCGUCGUCACGAAGAUCUCACGUGAUCUAUAAUCGUCUUCCGCUGAAAAAGCGCGGAUCCGAGCGGAUUUUCGAACGAUCGGACAACGUCGCUCGUGAACUUUGUCGAGUCUUCAACGAUCGACGACGUAAAUCGCCGAGAUUCAUAUCGUCCCUGUCGGAUCUCUCGAGCUCCUUGGAAUGGUGGACUUGCUUCAGUUAAUCGCGUAGUGACUUUCGCGCCAUGUUUUCUCAUCGAUCUCCCUCGAGUGACGUAACCAGCGAGUGCGCGGAAUUAUUUUAACCAAGUGCCCAAGUACAUUCGAGUUACAACCUUAUCCCUCGUCGUGAAUAACCGGUCGAAAUUGCAUCAUCGAACAUCAGCGGCUCGAAUUCCGCGAAACGUACGCCAGGAGACAGAGGCAAAACAGACGAGGAUCGGAUGUCACGCGUGCGUUAGAAGAAGACGGAUAGACCCGUCUAAAUUUUCCCGGAACCGAGAGCGAGAUUCGAUCGUCGACUUUUCGAGCCGAGGUGUCCUCGCUUUUUUCUUCAAGAAUCAUUCUUUCGGAAGCGAGAAGAAGACGCAGCGAUCUUACGUCCUCGUGUAUCUCGUAAUGCGCCGAAGAGCGGUACACGUCAAACGGGGAACGUGACCAUCGCCAGCCAGCCCCCCUCCCCCCUCCUACCGCAUGUUCGGAAAGUCGGCGAGACGACCCUCGUUAGUAUCGCGGCCGAUCGCGGGGGAGAGAAUGUCACGUUGAAACGUGAGAACGGACGCGAGUUUACGCUGAAUCGGACGAAUCGAGUUUCGACGAGAGAUCCGCGCGUCUCGAUGGACGUUCGUCUGGGAAACGAUCCCGCGAGAUGGUAGCGAGGCACAGCGGAUAAGGAGACGGGACAGGGAUCGUCGUGCGAGGGGAAGAGGUGGGAAAGGGUGGGCGAAGAACCGAGUGAGCGGGCGAGGAGAGCCGGGGAGAGAUUUUAAAAGAGCGAACUCGCGGGGGCGUAGCCGGGGCCCACGCGUGCACAAGAGCGAGAUGACGAUGGCGAGUAACAUCGUGGUCGAGUGGCUGCGCUCGCUCCACCUCGGCCAAUACUCGGAGUCGUUCAUCGACAAUGGCUACGACGACCUUGAGAUCUGCAAGCAGAUCGGCGAUCCGGAUCUCGACGCGAUCGGCGUCUUCAAUCAGAAGCACCGGGCCCGCCUGCUGCAGUCGGUCAAGACCCUGCGCGAGGAGGGGGCCGCGAGUGUGUACUUUACGCUGGAGGAGACGAACGACAGCAACUGCGACAACAUCAGCUCCAAGUCAUCGAGGACGUCGUCCGAGAGGCCGCCCAGCGACAAAGAGGCGCAGCGAGCGUCGCCCACGGCGAGCUCCUCGAGCGGCGGUCAAGAGUUGACCAAGUUCGCCGACGAGUACGAGGAGGGCAAGGCCGAACUCGUGAGAAUUCCGAGGAUGCAGCUGAGGAUGCUGCUGCAGGAGAAGCUGAGACACGACGGCAUCAGGCUGGCCUGUCAACCGUACACCACGCCGGAGGGUGAGAGGGGAUACUUGGAGGGACUCGCUUCGAGGUACGCGGAUCUCUUCAGAACACAUUACGGAGAUGUUUUGGAACCGCUCGAGGAGUUACGCCGGCGAGAAACAAACGCUUCUGCCAGAAUGCCCAACACUCAGCUCACCACCAGUCAUUCACAGCCCAUUUACGUGCCCGGGAAGUACUCGCCCUCGAGCUGCCUCAGCGACAAGGAGGAGGAUGAAAUCUAUGGCUUCGGAUACGGUGUCUUCAGCAGACAGAUGCUUCAGCAUCGACAGCAGAAGCUCGCACUCGCCACACAAAACACGACUAGUGCCGUGACAUCAGGUGGACCUCAGCCAACCUACCAAAGUUGUCUGAGCCCGAGAUCUGCGUUCUUCUACGAGUUCCCGCCUAACGAACAGGGACAAAAUACGAGUAAGAAAAAGACGACAUUUUCGAGAUUGUUACGAGGAUUGAAGACUCAUAGGAAAGAGAAACAAGGACAGCAAGCUCAAGGCUCUCCCAGGCACGGUCGCGCAAGGAUGGGCGUCCCUCAAAGGGUAGAUACUCCUGACAGCGUUCUGCAAAGUGGCUUAGGUCUCGGACCCGAUAUGGGACACACGAUUCUUCGUUCGAUGGUGGAUCCUAGAGAUUACGAUCGACUGAGAUAUUUACAGAUGAAUGGCGGACAACCAAACAGCUUCGAAGAAACCAUACACAGACUGAAAGUUCAAGAGGCGCUACGUAAGAAAGAGCGAUUCCACAAAGAGCACGAGGAGAUACUGAGGGAUAUCCGGCAAGGUUUAAUGCAGCUAGGACGAGAUGGACGGGGUCAGCUCCCUGGGGAUGAUACGUACAUGUACGAUGAAGACGCGCGAUGCGGAGGUGCGGGCGGUUUAGGACCAGGUGGUCAACACUGGUACGACGAACCGCCUUAUGAAUCGGAUCCCGAAGACUUUCUUAUGGGAGCUAGCGGUGGUCCGGUACCUACCGCGACUAUUCAAAAUGGAAGGGUGUGCUUUACACUGAACUUGAGGCCGGAGAAUCGAGGGGAGGGCGUGAUCUCUCUUCGAACAGCUGGUGAUAUCAGCCUGCCGCGCGAUCGCUCGAGAAAAGGUGCGACGUCGACGAUGCGAGGUCUCAUCGUUCCUCAGGGUCACAAUAAUCCGCCGACGAUUAUACCCUUAACACAUUCAAGAGCUUCGCGUGAGAGCGGAGAUUACGCGAGUAGCGAUGUGCAGAGUGUGAGCUCGAGACUGUCGACUGUGUCGGUGGACACGAGUAGGAGCGACCAGCCUCCGGUGGGCGGUUGCCAUCCCGAUCGGCCGGAGCAUCACCACGAGCACCAUCACAACCAUCGUCAUCAUCACGAACAUCACUCGGUCUCACCCCGAUCCAAUCAACGUCACCCCGCCGCUACUAGCACGACCAUAACCAACACCGUCGACGCAACGUCACCGCAAAGCAACGCGCAACGUCGCCCGAUUCCCAGAUAUAGCCGGAGUAGCGGCGAGGAGGGACUGUCGCCCAGCCAGAGCAGCGACUACGAAGAUCAAGAGGAACUCGAGAGUCAACACUCGGCUGCCGUACACACAUCGGAGGCCAGCGCUCUGCUGGAGAGCGACGCCAGGGCGGGAAUCGCGGGCCGGGCGAGGAAUUUGAGGCACGACGUGCAGCGAAAGAUCUCGAGGCUGCGCCAGGACCGCGCGUCCUCGGAAGCCUUCCCGUGCAGCGCGAGCAGCGUCGAGAGCCUGCCGAGCGGAAGUGGCUCGAGCACGCAGGCACUGGUCCGUGCGGGAAGCAAUCACAGCUCGAUAUCCUGCGAGGACAGGGACGCCAUCAGCCCGACGUCCAUCGGGCCUGUUCUCUGCAGAGCGAGAGCGCUCGUAGAUUACACCCCCAGUCCGUACGACAAGGACGUUCUCAAGUUCAAGAAGGGGGACAUAAUCGAUGUGGUACAAAUGAACAAGAGCGGACUGUGGAAGGGCGUCGUACACAACAGGAUAGGCCACUUCAAGUUUAUAAACGUCGAGAUACUGAACGACAGGGUACCUAGACGAGGGGAGCCGGAGCGGGGCAAGUGGGGUCAGAGAUAUAGGCAGAAGCCGGGUUCCGUUCAAGAGCUCUUGCAGAGAAUGAAUCUUCAGGAACAUAUUCCAGUUUUUAUAUUGAACGGAUACGAGGAUCUGGAGCUCUUCAGGGAGUUGGAGGCGGCGGAUCUGGACUAUUUGCGUAUACAUCAACCCGAGGAUCGUGCCAAGAUACUCACCGCCGUGCAGCUUCUACACGAUCUUCAGUCGGGUAGCGAAGGUGACCUGGCUUCCAGCUCGGAGGGUGACGAGGUCAGCCGUCUGGUUUUAACCUCCGGCCAGACAUCCGGCCACUGUUCUCCCUUCAACCGACGCCAGUUCCCGCGAGACUCCGGCUGUUACGACGCGCACAAGAAUACGACCAGUCGACGGACCAUCAGCCCGGAAUCAACCACGACGUCGGUGAAGCUGUCGAGAGAGAACAAUUUGGAUAGCGCGUCGACGGCAGCCACGAAGAGCGGCGCGGCCACUGCAGAGGGUGGUUUGGCCGAUUCGAAGGACGACUUUCAUCCCAAUAUACCAAUCUCCGGGCCGGUGGAAAGAAAAGAGAGCCAGUUCGAGAAGUCGCCGUUGCUGCGGGGCGGCAACGUGCGAUAUAUCGCGAAAAGAGGUACCUUCGGCGAGACGGUGGUCAUCGAGGACGCCUGCGAGGCUGGCCCAAAACUAGGCGGUAUGGUCAAAUACAUGGUCGGCGGUACCGGCGAUCUCGGUCUGGAGAACACCGGCAACGUCGCCGGGCUCGGCCAGCGCGGUUGUCUCAGCGAAAAAUCCAGCGAUUCCGGCGUCAGCUCGUCCAGCAUCAGCUCGGCGCCUCCUCCCAGGGACAAGGUUCUCGCAUCAACCAGCGUCCUCUCGGACUCGCCGACCAAGAGCUUUGGCAGCUUCACCAGGGCAUCGCCGACUUCCCAGGCUGGUAGCAAAACUCAGAAUAGUGACGGGAGUUAUCAAUGAGAGGAGCAGCAACGAAUCGAUAGGUCGGCGAGUCGUAGUGCGAUCUUGAGCAUGAAGGUAAGAAAAAUGAAAAUGAAAGAAUUACUUAAUAAUUGGAAACCCAUUGAGCAGCCUUAAUUCAGAUUCAAGGGAAAUUUACGUGAUUGCGAUCGAUUCUAGGCUGCGAUUCGUCUGCGAAAAAAUUGAGCAAUGUCGGGAUCAACGAAUACUUCGGAUAUGUAUUUUGUAUUCGAUAAUAAGAAAGAUACAACUUCCGAAUCCGAUCCUAAUGAAUGUACGUCGCAACAAGAUGUUUCUUCCACUCCGAAUAACGUGCAGAGUUAAAGCAAUUUUAAUGAAAUUAACGAUAGUAAUAAUUGACGCAGAUAUGCUAUGUUGUAAAAUUGUCAAGUAUGCGGUGCAUACAAACGUAUCCCGAUUUGAAUACGUAAAGCAAUAUCUUAUUUCCUAUUAUUAAUUCUUUUUAUUAAAACAAAUGUAUAAAUAAAAGAUCCUACUUUGUUUGUCACGAACACACGUGAUCGUAAAUUCGAAUAUCUCUUGACACGCGCCGAUAUUAACGUCGAGAGAAAUAUUUUGUUAUUCCCUAUCUUGGAUAUUCGAGGAUGUCGAGGGAAAGUGAUUCGAGGCAAGAAUCGCGCAAAAUUCUGAAAUUCAGAAUUUCUUAAUUUAACAAGAACUGCCGAAAGGAUGCGCGAGCAAGAGUUUCUUCGCGUCACGUUUGAUUCGAAAGAAGGUGCGUUUAACGAGAAGAGCGAGGCUGAGCACGAUGUCACUGCCAGUCAUCAUUCUGAUCAUUCUGAUACAUUUGUCGAUUGCUCUUGGUUUAUCGAAAUCAAGCCAAGUCACAUCGCGCCUAAUUAUAUAAUUAAUAAUAGGAAUAAUAAGUGAAUAUUAUGUGAUAUGGUAGCAAUAUACGAUCGAUUAAUCGAAUAGGUAGAGACGAAAGGAACGACGGCCAACGACGACGUGAAUCGUCGUCGCGAUCCAAUGCGUACAAUAAAUAAAUGAUGAGAGAAAAAAGAAGGAAUAAAGAGAUCCGUUGUAUAUAAUAAAGGCGCGCCCCCAUUACUUUUGAUUUCGCAUUCGAUGCUAUUUAUCGAUUUCUAACAAGAAAACUUGGCGAUUCGUUACUGCAAACACUAUAUAGUUUAUCUGAUACGUGCGAUAUAGUCCGUGAAAAACUGCCAACGUUAUUGCUCUUGUUCCUGUCUCUCUCUUCAGAGAUAGCGGGGUCUCUUAUCUCAUAUAUUUUCAACUCUUUUAUACGUUAAAUCGAUCUCAUCGCUAUAUGAAAGACGUGCGUAAACCGUACGAGAGAUAGUUAUGAAUCAUCUCGAGACAAUUUUCCGCUUAAAUAUAGCAAACUCUCGCGAGGAUCCAUCUUUCUUAUCCAGUGAUGUAGACGGAUUAUCGGAUCACAGGAUGCCUUAUGAGCGUUUUUCACUAGCUUAUUUUACUUAGCUUAUUUACGCGACCUUAAUAAAGCCCACUGCACACCCUCGAACAACGUCGGCCCUCGCGAGGGAAAUAUCUCGUUUGCUUUUUCACCUUUCGCAUAAUUUUUUACGGAAUAACGACGACACGAAGUUUAUCCACGGCACCGAUUAUUAUGCCGCGUCGCUUACUAUUACGAUCGACAAUCCCCCAUCGUCGAUGCGACUCACAAGUUCUUCGACACGAUGGUAAUCUGUACAUGUGUAUAUUGACCACGUCACGGGAGAAGAAAACGUUGAAAGUUACAGAGAUUUUGUAUGUACGCAUACACAUAUAUAUAUAUAUGCGUAGAACUUAACGAUGUUUUGUAUUGAUCUUGCCCGUUUGCCAAAAUUUAAGACUAGGCUCUAUACGCGAUAUACUAUAUAUAUACAUAUAUAUAUUAUACCGUUGGAUUUUAUUGUACAUCUCUUGUAUAGUGUAAAAUCAUAGAUGAAUUUACGAGACGCGGGAGCGCAAUCAGAAAAAGAGCUGCGGGAACAGAUGGGCGGAGCCGAGAAGCCCGAUGGAUAAUAAUAGUAAUUUGUAAGUAAUAAUUUUAGUAUGUGUGAAGGGGAGGCGAUUCGAAGCGCAUUAUUAUUAAUUAAAGUAGUAGAAAAAAAAAUAUGCAGGACACGCACCCAUCCCCGAAUGAAUGAACCAUCGAAAUAGCACGUUGACAGAGAAGGUGGUGAGAGAUAUUGGAGAGUUCUUGCAAUGCCGUGUUUUUCACACUUACGAUAAACACUAAAGUGUUGCAUAUCCAUUUAAUUGACAAAUAAAAGGAUCAUUGGAGAUAAUGUAAUCGUACCAAAACUAGCCAGAAUUUUUGUUUAUUAAUUACGACGUUUCGACAAUAUGCUUGUGGUCCUUUUCAAGUACACGCUGGAAUAUGAAAUGAACAAUUAGAUUUUCAACGGUUUGAAUAAACAAUGAAAUGUGAACAAUUUGAGUACACACGGAUCAAAUGGUAGAUAUAAAUCAUGGUAUUGUAAACUGCACAAGUCACAAGUUGAUUCAAUUAUUGAAUUAUUGAAAAUCAAAUUGUUCACAUUUAAUUCGUGUGUGUACUGUUUAUUCAAACCGUUGAAAAUCCAAUUGUUAAUUUCAUAUUCCAGUAUAUACUUGAAAAGGACCACAAGCAUAUGAUCGAAACGUAAUUAAUAAACAAAAAUUCUGGCUAGUUUUGAUCGAUUACAUUAUUUCCAACGAUCCUUUGAUUAAUUGACUAGCGAUAUUAAGAUAAUUUAUGACAAAUAAAACUUGCGCUCGGUGUGUGUGUUCACACACGCGGUUUCCAAUAGAAUAUCUUAAUAAUCCUCGGAUAGGGAUAAAUUAAACGAUGACGAUAUUCUUACGCGAAUGCGGAUGAUCGGGCAAGUUCGAGAUGAUAAUUGAGAGCUUAGUGUUUAUCGUAUUCGAUGUACGUUAUUGCAAUAACGUUAUAAAAAUUUACUGAAAGCUACAAGCGUUUCACAAGCGAUACAUGUACAUUUCCCACAUUGUCAUCAUCUAACGUGUAAGGUAGAGAGCGUGCUUCUUUUUACCACAUUGUCGCAACACGGAAAACAAAUUAGGAGGAGGUAGAGAAGAGAUUCGGUCGAUUCAAAAGUCAGCCAUGAUUAGAUCGACCGUGUCGCAAGUUGCUUCCAUCGAGAUUGAUCGACGUAUUCGCGAGCAUGCAUGGAAGGAAAUUUUGAGAUCAAGUUCCGCUCGCUUUAUCCAGUGGACCCCUUCUUUUUAACGAGUUUACGCGACGAUUCGACGAUUCGAAUAGUACCGAGGAGGCUUAUUCAUUAAACGAUAUAUCGACUUCGAUGACGUCUGCUAGUUUAUCCGUUCCGUCGAGAAUACUGACAAGCGUAGAGAAUGAGCGAGGCGAUUAUUACGAGACAAUGGACGAGAUUGUGAGGGAGAGAAUUGAAAAUUGAGCGCGUGUGUGGGAGCGUACGUGUGAGCGAAUUGAAAAGGAAGACGACACGCGAUGUUAAAUUAGUAACGAGUUUAUGAGAAUACGAAUAGACACGAUAGUGAUUUUAUUAGCUCGGGAAAAAAAAAAUUAUGCAGCGUUUGAUGUAAAGUAAACUUAUUCUAAUCGUAGACCCUGCCCUGCCCUGCCCCUUCCCCCUCCCCCUCCUUCUCCGCCCCCCCCCACGCUCUCCCUUCGAGAAAAAGGCGCAGUAAUCGAAAAUAGAAUAAUUUAAGGGAAUCUUAUGAGGAGGAAGCGAUGAAUCGUCGAUGAAAGAAGGCCUAUGAUGGCGUCGCCUCGCAAAACGCCCCCUCGAAAAACGGCGUAGCGCGAUCGCUAAAGAUAAAUUUAUUCGUCACAAUCGAGAAGCGCGACGCUUUCUCGGUGAUUUGCUGAAGCGGAAAGAAGUUUAAGCGUUUUAACGUAGCGGUCUAGUCCAUUCUUCUCGCGUGGUUAACGAAAAUAUAUAAUGUACAUAAAAUAAAUAAAAUGAAGAAACACACAAGAUUUAGAGAGAGAGAAAGAGAGAAUCGGCGAUCGCGAGCGCGCGAAAAUUAGCGCGCAUCGUCGUCGGACCUUUUUAUAAGCUGAUUUUGUAUUUAUUCGUUAAUUGCGGGAUUUGUAGAUGGCCACGAAAUCACACAUAAUUCUAAUCUCGUCUCUCGGUUCUCGUAUGAUUUCCAACGAUAAGUGUUAAUUUAUUGACUGUGAAUAGAAAUAAACGAUGGAAGAUACAAACGAG
Camponotus floridanus (Florida carpenter ant) is the source of this 9444-nucleotide messenger RNA. RefSeq names its product SAM and SH3 domain-containing protein 1. Gene Ontology annotation, molecular function: protein binding. The transcript has 16 exons. The record is from RefSeq and is a predicted model, not a curated record. The coding region runs from base 1736 to 5257 and encodes 1173 amino acids. Lineage: Eukaryota; Metazoa; Arthropoda; Insecta; Hymenoptera; Formicidae.